Trypanosoma rangeli is the source of this 1077-nucleotide messenger RNA. RefSeq lists its product as uncharacterized. The transcript has a single exon. Bases 1 to 1077 code for a protein of 358 amino acids. The record is from RefSeq and is a predicted model, not a curated record. Lineage: Eukaryota; Euglenozoa; Kinetoplastea; Trypanosomatida; Trypanosomatidae.
AUGGUCAUGUACGAUCCGGCGGCAGCGAAUAAUUACCGCGACUUCAAAGUAAUGCGGUGGAAACGGGCCCGGGAAGAGGAGCAGAAGAACGACAUUUCACGUUCGUUGGCGGCUGCAGCGGGGAUGGGGCCAUCGCCGUUUGAGAUGCCAGAGAUGAUGUCCACGACGGCAAGGGAUGAAUUUGCCUACGGCAUCCUUGGCGGCGGCGGCGACACGAUGCAGUUUCAUCUAAGUGCGGAGGAGCUGCACCAGCGCCGUGUUCGACAGAGUGCCGCGUUGGGCAUCACUACCGCGAUGAAGUUGGAGCGCGACGAACUAGAGGCGGCGCAUAAAGCGAGAGUUGCCGCCGGCAUGGACCGCAAGGGACGCAUUGGGCAGAAGUUAGGCAAAUUGAUGAGUGCGGCAGCCACGAAAGGCAACACCACCGACACGAACGCCAUUGCUGACAGCGCCGGAACGGGAAAGAGCACUUCAGGAGGAGACACGACGCCAGCACCAGGAACAUCUACGCCAACAUCUACUAUGUUGCUUGCAGGCAGCAGUGCGCAGCUUGUCUUUCAGAGGUCGGAGCUGGCUGCUGGUGGGUACGUUGUGCGUGAGGACGUCGGCACCCUGGAUAAGCGCAGGAUGCACCGCGGGAAACCAAGCUCUACCAUCCUCAUUCGCUUUGUUCGCGACGGGCCUCCGGUGGAGAUGUUUGAUGACACCGCCAACGGUGACAGUGACAAUACGGCGAUGCGGAAUGCAUUCCUGGAAAAUAUUCAGUGUUUAUGCGGGCAAUGUGGUGUUGUGCGUUCGGUGCGUUACGUCGUCUUGAGUGAUGCGGAGAAGGUGUCUCUGCGUGCUCGUUUGGAAAAGGAAGACGUGACGGCUGCUUCCGCCGGGGUGGAGACACGUCUGGCGCGUGAGAUGGUCCGUGUGUUGGUCCGUUUUGACACCGUGGCGAAUGGCUUCAAAGCCCUGGAGAUGCUACAGCAGCGUCACGGCUCCAACUGGGACGUCUGUUUUUUUUCCACGCAGUUGUUUGACGCAGGGGCGCUUGGGCCGGCGGAGGGUGAAGCACUCUGUUGCAGCUGA